UGGGGGCGGGCUGCGGGCGGCCGGCUGCGGGCACCGGGAGGGCGCCGCCUGCCCGCGCACUCGGCCCGAGCCCUGCGCGGCAGCAUGACGGUGGGAGCCCGGCUCCGCAGCAGGGCGGCCCGCAGCCUGGCGCGGCGCGGGCCCCGGGGGCGGGCGGAGCGCGACGAGGAGGCGACCGCCAUCCUGGAGCAGCUGGAGGGCGCGGACGAGGCGGCGGACGCGGAGGGCGCGGGGUGCGGGGCGUCCCGCAGGGUGCACCUGGCCGCGCUGCCCGAGCGCUACGAGCCGCUGGAGGAGGCGGCUCCGGGGGCCGACAAGCCCAAGAAGAAGUACCGGCAGAAGCUGAAGAAGUACGGCAAGAAUGUUGGGAAGGUCCUGAGCAAAGGCUGCCGCUACGUGGUCAUCGGCCUGCAGGGCUUCGCCGCUGCCUACUCCUCCCCGUUCGGUGUGGCCACCAGUGUGGUGUCCUUCGUCCACUAGCCAAGCUGCCAUCUGCUGGACAGAGGCUGUCACCCUUCGAGGUGCAAAUCCACGAGCAUUUUGAACUUGAACCCUUGGAAGUCUUGGAAGAAAAAUAAAGAAAUGAUUUUGUUGAAUUAGACACGUAUUAGGAAGGAGCCCUCCCUGCCCAGCUCCUGUGGACUUUCAGCCCCAAACAUUCCCUCAGGAGACCGGGAUGCUCAGGAUGUUGAGGGUGUCAUGACUGUUUGAAGCCACCACAUGCUUCCCCUUCAGAGUCUUCUCAGCCAUGAGUGGCAGCUGGAGAUGAGGGAGGAGGAGGGCCCCAAGGUGGACAUCAGGCUGUCAGAUGGGGGCCGCUGGGGCUGUGGGCCCCAUCAUGUCUGGUUCCAGCCCUGGACUUCCUCCUGCCCCAGCUCCUUCACCUCCUCUCCUGGUGAGGCUGAGGAAGGAUGAGAGUGUUGUCCAGAGAGAGGGAGACGCCAUACCUUCUAACACAGGUGUCUGCUUUCCAAAAGGAUCCAGUAUAGAGGAGACAGGUAUAAGGGAAAUCGUGACAGGAAGGAACGUGAAGGAGAGAGAGGGAAGUAGGAAAGCCAGGUCUAUUGCCUACAUUGUUGGAAAGUUCUAGGUGGACUGGGCUUUUGGCUCCAGGAAGGAUGAAGGGGCCACAGCCAGUGUUCAAACCCUUGACUCCCAUGAACUCACGUGGGCUUCCCGAGUCUGGCUUGGUUUCUCUUGGACUCAAAGGUGUAGUGGGAUUGGCGUCUGGUCCUCCCUGAUAAUGACCAUGGGUAGCCAUUGAAUCAUCAGAUGAGAGUGGGAGAAUGCAUCCUGCCUGCCCCCACAGUAUGCCACCGUUUGGUUUCUAGAAUGCCCAGAAGUUCAAAUAGUUGCUGCCAGCCAGACUGGAGGAGCAUGGUAUCACCUACCUGUGGCCCAAAUAGUUUACAAAGGAGGCCUCCACAUCUGGGCUUCCCUCAUCCAUCCCCACCAAGAGGGCUGGGAAAUAAGAAGAUGGGACGACAGCCAGCCAGAUGGAUAAAUGGAAAGGAAUGGGUAGAGGAGGUGUUUGUGGCUGGGGGUCUAGAGUCAGUACAUUCUGGAGAUGAACUAGAACCUAGUUUUUGCCUGGAGUGUUUGUGAGGAAGAAAGCAAGAGGAGGAGGAAUGAGUUUUUUUGGAGCUUGAGUGAGGAAGUUGACAAAGGUAUGAUUUUUGUGCCUGGGAGAUAAUUAGAGGCUGCCCAGGGCACGCCAGAAACCCUAAAAAGUAGAGAUGGAAGUGGAAGAAGUACUGUUAGAGGGAAGGAGAUGAGGCUGGAAGACCUGCUGGUCCCAGGAAAGGAACAUGGGAGGCUAGAGCCCAUGGCAGGUUUGGGGGACACCGACCAGCCUAGAAAGGCCCACCUAGUGUCCUUGGAAAAUGGCAGUGUGAUCUGGGGAGGGAUGAGAGCUGGCGGCCUGGCUGAGGGACAGCUGCCCUACCCAUCCCCAAUUGUAAUGUACUUGGCCCCAAAAUUCAUGGAGCCUAAUUAAGAAUGAACCCAGAGGGAGUCGGGCGGUAGCGCAGCGGGUUAAGCGCAGGUGGCGCAAAGCACAAGGACCAGAGGAAGGAUCCCGGUUCGAGCCCCCGGCUCCCCACCUGCAGGGGAGUCGCUUCACAGGUGGUGAAGCAGGUCUGCAGGUGUCUGUCUUUCUCUCCCCCUCUCUGUCUUCCCCUCCUCUCUCCAUUUCUCUCUGUCCUAUCCAACAACAAUGACAUCAAUAAUAACUACAACAAUAAAACAACAAGGGCAACAAAAAGAAUAAAUAAAUAAAUAAAUAAAUAAAUAAAUAAUUAAAAAAAAAAAGAGUGAACCCAGAAAUUUCCAAUCAAGAUCCUGGGGGGGAGCCCGAGUCGUGGACAGAAUCUGAACUUCUCCAGAGGCCCCACCCAAGACCUCAUUCCUUAGAGACUGACCCUUACAUUUCACUUUGAUAUAUUUUUUAUAAAUCAGCAUCACGGCCCACUGAGGAUUGAUCUUGGAGAUUUCCCUGGCUGGGGAGGGCCUCCUUUUGUACCCUUCCUUGGUCUCUGUAAAUAAAGGGCUCCUUUGUCUAAAA
Messenger RNA from Erinaceus europaeus (western European hedgehog), 2563 nucleotides. RefSeq names its product chromosome 19 C1orf115 homolog (gene C19H1orf115). NCBI's taxonomy places the organism in Eukaryota, Metazoa, Chordata, Mammalia, Eulipotyphla, Erinaceidae. The coding region runs from base 85 to 480 and encodes 131 amino acids. The record is from RefSeq and is a predicted model, not a curated record. The transcript is spliced from 2 exons.